Molecule: messenger RNA, 1349 nt
Organism: Girardinichthys multiradiatus
Lineage: Eukaryota; Metazoa; Chordata; Actinopteri; Cyprinodontiformes; Goodeidae
Product: 3-keto-steroid reductase/17-beta-hydroxysteroid dehydrogenase 7-like
Exons: 9
Coding region: 167-1204 (345 amino acids)
Biological process (GO): cholesterol biosynthetic process
Cellular component (GO): endoplasmic reticulum membrane
Molecular function (GO): 3-beta-hydroxysteroid 3-dehydrogenase (NADP+) activity; 5-alpha-androstane-3-beta,17-beta-diol dehydrogenase (NADP+) activity; estradiol 17-beta-dehydrogenase [NAD(P)+] activity
Source: RefSeq, a predicted model, not a curated record
CUAUUGGCUGGUUACCUGUUGACAUCCAGUCACGCCACGGUUUGCACCGCUGAACAGAGACAGCAGAAUCGGACGAUGGGCCGUCCAGCUGCAUAGACAGUGAAUACAUAGAGACUUCCAGAGUUUUUCUGUCUUUUUUCCGUUUUAUCUUCAACUCCACUCAGACAUGGAGAAAGUUGUCAUUGUAACCGGAGCUAACAGCGGCAUCGGCCUGGCCCUGUGUGAAAGGCUGCUGUCCUCGGACAGCCAGGUCAGGCUCUGUCUAGCCUGCAGAAACAUAGAGCGGGCCGAGGCCGCCCGCGCCGCCCUGCUGACGUCUCACAGCAGCGCCCGUGUAGACUUACUGCACCUGGAUGUUGGCUCUGUGCAGUCAGUGCUUGGUGCUGCAGAGGAGGUCAAGACCAGGUACAGCCGCAUCGACUUUUUGUAUUUAAAUGCAGGAAUCAUGCCUAAUCCAACGGUGGACAUCAGCGCAUUUUUCAAAGGUCUCUUUUCCAGGAAUGUCAUCAACAUGUUUGCAACAGCUGAAGGUCUCCUUACUCAGCAAGACGAACUCAACUCAGACGGCCUUCAGGAAGUUUUUGCCACAAACCUAUUUGGUCAUUUUCUCCUGAUCAGGGAACUGGAGCCUCUGCUGUGUCAGCCGGGUCACACCUCUAGGUUGGUGUGGACGUCCUCAAGUAACGCCCGGCGCUCGGCCUUCAGCAUCGAGGACCUCCAGCACAGACGAGGAAAGGAGCCCUACAGCUCUUCCAAAUAUGCUUCAGACAUGCUCAGUUUGGCGCUCAACACACACAAGAACAAGCAGGGGCUGUUCUCCUCUGUGAUCUGUCCAGGCCUGGUGAUGACUAAUUUGACCUACGGGAUCCUCCCCUCCUCCUUCUGGACUCUCAUCAUGCCCAUCAUGUGGUUGAUCCGGAUUUUCACCAACACUUUUACACUUACGCCGUACGCUGGGGCUGAGGCACUGCACUGGCUGUUUCUUCAAAAGCCAGAGUCUCUGGAUCCGAGAGCAAAGUAUCACAGUUUAACAUCCGGACUCGGGACUAACUACACUGAGCCACGCAUAAUGGACCUCGAUGAUGAAAUGACUGAGGUCUUCUUUUCGAAGCUUCUUGAGCUUGAGAGAGCAGUCAGAAGGAACCUGAGCGAGAAAACUGCUGACAGUGAACAUUAUCAGCAGUAUAUCAGUGAGAUACAGUAGCCGUGUUUUUUAUGCAAGAUUUUUCUCUCUGGAAAUGUUAUCACUGCCAUUUUUCUUUUCCAGAUUGAACAUGACGUAUUUUAUAUUUUGAUGAAUCUCAUUUAAUUUUACUUUGAAAUGUUUAAUAAAACCCUUGUUAAGAGCA